AUGGCAACCAAGACACUGAAGGAGUAUACUGUCGAAGAGGUCGCUCAGCACAACAAGGAAGGGGAUCUCUGGAUCAUUAUCGACGCCAAGGUAUACAAUCUCUCUCGGUUCGCUGACCUACAUCCGGGCGGUUCCAAUGUCUUGUUCGCGGAGGGUAUCGCCGGACAAGACUCUACAGAAACAUUCUUUGGUCUACACCGCCAUGAAGUCCUGCUGAGGCCUCAGUAUGCACGUCUACAGAUUGGUACCGUCGCAGGCGAGGAGGAGUCCAUCAAAGCCCCAGUGCCUGGAGCCAUUUCUCAAGUUCCUUAUGGCGAACCGUCAUGGCUGGCAGAUGGUUUCAAGACUCCAUAUUAUACUGAUAAUCACCGUGCAUUCCACAAAGCCAUUCGGACCCUUAUGCACAACGUUGUUCAGCCAGAAGCACUUCGGUGUGAGGAGAACGGAAAACGGAUAUCUCAGGCUGUGGUUGACCAGCUAUGCGAAAACAACUUUGUUGCGAUGCGUCUGGGCCCCGGAAAACAUCUCAAGGGCCUUGUACUCAUGGGCGGCGUGACAAAACCCGAAGAAUUUGAUUAUUUCCACGAGCUCAUUCUCAAUGGUGAAAUCGCUCGUUUCGGCACGCGUGGUUUCCUUGAUGGUCUCUUGAAUGGUGAUGUUAUCGGUCUUCCCCCCGUUCUCAACUAUGGGUCCCCCGAAAUCCAAGCAAAGGUUGUCCCUGAUGUUCUUGCAGGCAAAAAGUACAUUGCCCUUGCCAUUACGGAGGCCUUCGCAGGCAGCGAUGUUAGUGGUUUGCAGACGACUGCUGUACGGGAUGGAGAUUACUGGGUCAUCACCGGCACAAAAAAGUGGAUAACAAACGGUACAUUUGCCGACUACUUUACGACAGGGUGUAAAACCAAGACCGGCUUCACCGUCAUCCUUAUCGAGCGCGGAGAAGGAGUCUCUACGAAACCAAUCAAGACGGCUUACUCUUCUGCCGCUGGAACGGCGUACGUAACUUUUGACAAGGUUCGGGUACCCGUUGGAAACACGCUUGGCAAAGUCGGUAAUGGGAUGUCUGUCAUUCUCAGUAACUUUAACCACGAGCGUUGGAUGAUUACUGCGUCCAGUUUGGCUUCCCAGAGGUUGAUAGUGGAGGAGUGUCUCAAAUGGGCUACACAACGCAAAGUCUUUGGAAAGCCUCUCAACUCCCAGGCUGUCAUCCGGAAUAAGCUUGGAAGGAUGAUUUCAAGGGUGGAAGCGUGCCAGAAUUGGGUUGAGACUAUCACAUAUCAGAUGAACAAUAUGUCGUAUAACGAUAUGUCCAGCAAGCUCGCCGGGCCUAUUGGGUUGCUCAAACAGUUUGUCUCUAAAUGUGGUCGGGAGACGGCCGAGGAUGCGACGAUGGUCUUUGGUGGACGCGCUCUUACGACGACGGGUAUGGGCAAACUUGUUGAGAAUUAUCACAGAACGUCUGGUUACGACGCCAUUCUUGGUGGUACAGAGGACAUCUUGUCAGAUUUAGGAGUGCGCCAGGUUAUGAAGAAAAUGCCGAAGGAUGCGAGGCUAUGA
Messenger RNA from Guyanagaster necrorhizus, 1554 nucleotides. Its product is annotated as acyl-CoA dehydrogenase NM domain-like protein. Gene Ontology annotation, cellular component: cytoplasm. The record is from RefSeq and is a predicted model, not a curated record. Lineage: Eukaryota; Fungi; Basidiomycota; Agaricomycetes; Agaricales; Physalacriaceae. The transcript is spliced from 10 exons. Bases 1 to 1554 code for a protein of 517 amino acids. Gene Ontology annotation, molecular function: acyl-CoA dehydrogenase activity; flavin adenine dinucleotide binding. Gene Ontology annotation, biological process: fatty acid beta-oxidation using acyl-CoA dehydrogenase.